AUGACUGUAGAAGUAACAUCACCAACAACUGCUGACGAUAUCGAACAACAACGUCCCCUUUACGAACCAGAAUACAAAGAAGCAUACACCAAUUCAGCAUUCAAGAACCAUUUAAUUGCCUUCCUUGGUGAGUUUUUCGGUACUUUUAUCUUUUUAUGGGUUGCUUUCGUCAUUGCUCAAAUUGCCAACCAAGAUCCAAACAUCCCUAAAGCCGGUGGAGGAUCAGACCCUAUGCAAUUGAUUAUGAUUUCAUUUGGGUUUGGUUUCGGGGUCAUGAUGGGUGUGUUUAUGUUUUUCAGAGUUUCUGGUGGUAACUUGAACCCAGCAGUUACUUUGUCUUUGGUUUUGGCUGGUGCUGUUCCUCCAAUUAGAGGUGCUGUUAUGGUGGUUGCCCAAAUGAUUGGUGGUAUGGCUGCUGCUGGUGCUGCAUCAGCAAUGACUCCCGGUAAGAUUGCCUUUGCCAAUGCAUUGGGUGGUGGUGCUUCAAGAUCAAGAGGAGUGUUUUUGGAAGCAUUUGGUACUUUUAUCUUGUGUUUUACCGUCUUGAUGAUGGCAGUUGAGAAAUCAAGAGCCACAUUUAUGGCCCCAUUUGUCAUUGGUAUUUCAUUAAUGUUGGGACAUUUAAUUUGCGUUUACUAUACCGGUGCCGGUUUGAAUCCUGCUAGAUCUUUUGGUCCAUGUAUUGCCAGUAGAUCAUUCCCAAACUAUCACUGGAUCUAUUGGGUUGGCCCAAUCUUGGGUGCAGUUUUGGCUUGGGGUGUUUGGAGAUUAUUCACCUUCUUGGGUUAUAGAUCUUGUAACCCAGGUCAAGAUAGUGAUGAAUAA
Molecule: messenger RNA, 825 nt
Organism: Lodderomyces margitis
Lineage: Eukaryota; Fungi; Ascomycota; Pichiomycetes; Serinales; Debaryomycetaceae
Gene: AQY1
Product: Aqy1p
Exons: 1
Coding region: 1-825 (274 amino acids)
Biological process (GO): transmembrane transport
Cellular component (GO): plasma membrane
Molecular function (GO): water channel activity
Source: RefSeq, a predicted model, not a curated record